Messenger RNA from Gastrolobium bilobum, 3212 nucleotides. RefSeq lists its product as uncharacterized. The transcript is spliced from 11 exons. Bases 1 to 2811 code for a protein of 936 amino acids. NCBI's taxonomy places the organism in Eukaryota, Viridiplantae, Streptophyta, Magnoliopsida, Fabales, Fabaceae. The record is from RefSeq and is a predicted model, not a curated record.
AUGGAGUAUGGCAGUGCUCACCUUAAAGAUGGUGCAGGAUUGUCAAAGAAUUUUAUGGUGUAUGACUAUGUAGUAUGGAGCAUUCGUUUAUUUAGAAGCUCACAAUAUAAGAUAUAUAGUGAAGCAUCUCGAUGGCUUUUUAGCUUUAUACCGUUUAUUAAUGCAAGUAUAUAUGAUGUGCUUCCUUUGGUAACGCAGCUAUUUGUAGUUGGGUCCGUACCACUGAAGACUUAUUUACCUGAUGGGGAUAUUGAUCUAACAGCAUUCGGUGACAAUCAAAUUUUGACAGACAGUUUGGUCCAAGAGAUAGUGCAUAUUUUAGAAAGAGAAGAGAAGAAUGAGGAUGCUGAAUUUCUUGUGAAAGAGGUUCAGUAUAUCCCGGCAGAGGUGAAGAUCAUAAAGUGCUUAGUGGAAAAUAUUGUAGUUGACAUAUCUUUUAAUCAGCUUGGUGCUUUAUGUACACUAUGUUUUCUUGAGGAGGUUGACAGUUGGAUAAGUCAGAAUCACUUAUUCAAACGCAGUAUUAUAUUGAUAAAAGCUUGGUGUUUCCAUGAAAGCCGCAUACUGGGUUCUCAGCAUGGACUUAUUUCAACCUAUGCACUGGAAAUUUUAGUCUUGUACAUAUUUCAUGUUUACAGUAGUACAUUUGCUGGACCACUUGAGGUACUUUAUCGAUUCCUGGAGUUCUAUAGUAAAUUUGACUGGAAUGAAUACUGCGUUAGCUUAUGGGGACCAGUGCCCAUAAGUUCACUUCCUAAUAUGAGAGCUGAGCCUCCACGAAAGGAUCGCCAAGAGUUGCUGCUGAAUGAAGCGUUUCUUACUGCUUGCCAGUCCUAUUAUGGAGUUCAGCCAAGCUGCCAAGAAAAUGAAGAGCAGCCUUUUGUUUCCAAAUACUUCAAUAUUAUAGAUCCUUUGCGUGCGAACAAUAACUUGGGGCGUAGCAUUAGUAAGGGUAACUUCUUUAGGAUAAGGAGUGCAAUUUCUUUUGGUGCUCAGCGGGUAAUGAGAAUGCUGAAUUUCCCAGAAGAGAAUCUAAUAGCUGAAUUUGAUUUGUUUUUCAAGAACACAUGGGAUAGACACGGUAAUGGUUACUGGAUUGAUAUACGCAUUCAUGAUCUUUAUUUAAGAAAUAGUAAUGUUGAAAAUUCAACAUGUCAUGAAUCUGAGGUUGAGCAGGCUCAAGCUUCUCAUGGGUCUCAUGAUAUUCACCAAAAGCCUGCUAACCAUUUGAAAGAAUCAACACAUAUGUUUGGAACCUCUGAUGCAUCUUCUGUUUCUCAAACUUGGAGCUCAAACACUAGUGGCAUAUUCACUGGUACCAUGACCUCUGAUAUAGAGCAAACAAGUUCCAUGAAGAAUGCACGUACUGAUAAAGGAAAAAGUCCUAAAUAUUCAUCAAAUGAAGUUCAUGCCAUGCAUCACUUUGCUAAUAGUGAGGUUCCAGCUCAACAUUCUGCUUCUUCAAUGACUGAUAAUAGCACAAGAUCAAGUUCAAUAUCUGAAGUUUUAGACAACCACAAUGUCAGAGUUUCAUCUGAAAAUCAACAAUCUUUUGGGCAGAUUUCAUAUGAUUGGAGAAGUGAAGAUGCAGUUGGCUUAGGUAACAAUAACGAAAAUGGCCAUUUUGUUGGUGAGGCAAUGCAGAAGCAUCAGGAAGAGCAAGAUUUUCUGAAUAUUACAGAAACAAACGGGAGUUCCAAUUUCAAUGGAAAUCUGCAAGCACCAGUGAAUGUGAAUUCAAGUAAUGUAUCUUUUCAACCACCACCACCACAUGUUUUAGCUUCAGGAGACGGACAUGCAAACUCAUUUGGUGUGCUUCCUGUAAGUGUUCCUUCUUUUGAGUCCUUUUGGGGCCACACUAUGCCUUACUCUCAGGAUUUAGUUCCAUUUUCUGCAUUGCAAUGGUUUCCAAGUGUGGGAAUGACAUUAAAUGAGGAAGAAGUUACUGAACCAGUUAAUUACAAUGUGGUGGUAGCUCAUUUAGAUGAUGAAAAACAAAUGGCUGAUAAUGGUGGUUCCAGUUCUGGUAAUUCAUCUUGGCAGACUAGCUCUGAAAGUUACUCUGUUGAUAACCAAAGUUUAUUACCAUAUGCAUUUGGAACACCAUUUUCAUUUCCUACCAUGUUCCCAAUCUACAAUGUUCCUACUGAGACUGGUUCUACUUCUACAGCCAACAAUUGUGUGGACAUGGGUGCAGAGCUAGGUAAUCUUCAUACACGUGAGUCCAGUGUCAUAUCGGAUUCUACUGAGAAAUUCCAUGUUAGCCAUGUCAUUUAUGAUGCAACUUCAGAGUCUUUUGUAAAACAAAGCUCUGAUAUUUUGGAUGGUGAUUUUCUAAGCUAUUGGCUGAAUCUGCAAUAUGGACGGUUUUGUCAGAAUGAACGUAUGGCUCAUGAUCCUCCCCUAGUUAUGGAUCAUGAUCCUCACCUAGUUAUGGAUCAUGAUCCUCCCCUUGAUCCAAUUACGCCAGUGGAAAGUGUUUCUGGUUUGCAUGUGCCUAUUGAUCAAAGUGUUGCCUUUUUUCUUCCUAGAUCUUGUGAUGGCACUGGGGCUUACAUUCCAAACCCAAUAGCUUACUACCAGAGGUAUUACAGGAGACAGCGUGCUAGAAGAAAUCAGAGAAGUCACAUAUAUGAAAGGAAUGAUAAUCAUGGUCAAAGGGAAGAGAAUUGGGAUUUUAAUCAUGGUGAUAGAAGUCACCAGUUUUGCGACCAAGUUGAGAAGCCAGGUACAAAUGAAGAAUCACAUCGAGGUGAAGGCUCACAUGCUGAUUUUAAUGAGCUGGCAAAUUUUAGAAGAGAUUCUGCAUAAUCUUCUCCACAUUGGGGUUCUACAAGACUGACUACCUGUCAAUAAACAGAGAUGCUGAUUUCCUGCUUAUAUUCUGAGUGAAAAUUAAUUUCCAUUUUUUGUUUGUGCCUCCCCUACUAUGUUGAAGCUUGGAUCAUUGACCCUUUUGUACACAGAAAACAGAGUAAUAGUUAGAAUACUCUAUAGAUGCCAUUUUAUGAUGGCAUGAAGAGGGAUUCCAGCAGCCGAGAAGAAAGUAUGUAUGUAUUUACUUCAAUUUACCACCCCCAGUGUCUCAGGGCGCCUUUCUUAGUUAGAAAAUUACUAUUUGGAGUUUACUCCUUUUAAGGUUUUUAUUAUGUCCUGUAGAAUCCUGUUCCUUGUCCGAUGUUAUAAAUGUCUUCAUGUAAGCUUCUGUUGUA